This is a messenger RNA of Parnassius apollo (apollo), 933 nucleotides long. NCBI's taxonomy places the organism in Eukaryota, Metazoa, Arthropoda, Insecta, Lepidoptera, Papilionidae. The record is from the annotation of a GenBank genome assembly.
AUGUGUGUGAUGUCUCAUUGUCUAAUUCAUUUUAUUUUACAGAGAUCCAGACGUAAUCUCCCAUCAUACGCACCGCCAAAUACUAGCAUUGAUGAUUCAUUUGAUAUAAUUGAUAAUGAGAAACAUAGGGAUGAAACAUAUCUACCGUCUACGGACGACGAUACUGCAAAUAGUUCAAAUUUAAAUAACGACUUAACGGAUACUCUGAUGGAUGAUAUAACGAAUGAUGCUGAUGACUCGGAUUUGAACUAUAACGAAACAUGCUUGCCAGACGCUCAAAGACCAAUGACUGACAUCGAGACACCGCGGAAUACUUUGUUGUCAGAUUCAGUUGCAACUUCUAGUCCUCCUCUGCUAGAUGCUGACAGCAACGUUAUUAUCGAAGCGAACGCAAACAUUCUGGCUGAUAACAGUAAUAAUUCAGUUAUCCAAAAUUCUGAUUAUUUAAAUUUGUUGGAACAACCUCAGAACCCAAUGCAUAGUGAAAGUGGUCAAUCGUGUCUUACUAUAACUAACCAGUCCUUAUCAAACGUAUUGGAACAAUCUCCGUACCAAAUGCAUGUAACACUAAGUAAUCCUAAUGAAUGUAAUCUCACAAAAAAUCACACAAUAACAAGCCAAUCAUUAUCACAAGACCAUACCACUCAGAUACAAGACUCAGUACCUACUACGUCAGGUGGCGCUUCCAAUGAUGGCAUUCCUAAUUUUGCUAAUGACAAUAGCUCUGAGUUUGACGACUCUGACAAAGAUCCAACGUACAUUUCUGCAUUCGAGAAAUCCUCCAGUAUCACAAGUUACACUGAAGAAACGGAAGAAGUAUUGAAUAAGACACAUCAAAAUCAGCAAUUGUGUCUUAGACGUCGUAGCUUAGAGGAACCCCAGGUGAGAUCUUUUCUUUAUUACUUAAAUUCUGAAACCAUGAAGCUGCAAUAA